CGCCGUCGCCGCGCGAACAUCCCAAGCAACUAACCGACCGGUGUAUAUAAGUUGAAACUUUGCCGAACUUUUGCGGCACUUAUGCCGCUCCUACAUCAGGAUAAUGCUCGCGGAAGCGGCGGUUCCAAUGAAAAUCGCCGCUCCCUCGCAGAACUCCUUGGGUUAGAUACGUCCCAGAUCCCUGAGCCGCCGCCCGCUGCUGCCGUCGGCCCGAUGCCCAAUUACGUCCAGAGCGGUGGCGAGAGCACGUGGCGCUGGGAGGAGCCUCGCAGCCCGGAGGCGGCGCAGAGCCCGCGCGCGCUCGUGCCUCCCGGCUGCUUCCCGCCGCGGCAUCCGCGGGCCUUUGCUAGCUACAGUGAAAGCGCACAGCCGGGCCCGGGUUGGCCGGAGGAGUCCACGUCUGGUCAGGGCAUCACCGACCUCGUCGCAUCCUUAAAGGCCUUGGCGAUGCCGGCGCCGUCGAGCGCGCGGUCUAUGUACGCGUCCGUGCCGCCGCCCGUGCGCCUGAGCUACGACCAUCUGGAGAAAGCGGUGGAGCCACACUGGGCGCCGGAUCACGCAAGUGGCACUUCUAGGGACAACCGCGCCCAUCUGCUCCCGCGCCGCGCAUCUUUUUGUGGCGCGGUAUCGAACAAUCGCGACCGUCCUGAAGUGUUGGUCUGGAGUGGCGCCCUGCCCCCCCGCAGCGCCGACCCUGCUGGCGGCUUUUCCGCAAAAGUAUUCCUAGGCGGGCUACCCUGGGACAUCACAGAACAAGCUCUCAUGCACACGCUGAGGCACUUCCACCCGAUUCGCGUGGAGUGGCCGGGGCGCGAGUGCGGCGGCGCGUCGCCGCGCGGGUACGCGUACGUGACGCUGGAGAGCGAGCGGCGCGUGCGCGCGCUGCUGGCGGCCUCGCGCUCCGACGGACGCGACUGGUACUACCGCAUCGCCUCGCGCAAGAUGCGCACCAAAGAGGUGCAAGUGAUCCCGUGGGCGGUGUGCGACUCUAACUGGGUGAGCGGCGGGUCGGCGCGGCUGGAGCCGGCGCGCACGGUGUUCGUGGGCGCGCUGCACGGCAUGAUCAGCGCCGCCGGGCUCGCCACCAUCAUGAACGACCUCUUCUCCGGCGUCGUCUAUGCAGGCAUAGACACGGAUAAGAACAAGUACCCGAUCGGUUCCGGGCGCGUGACGUUCAACAACGUGCGCUCGUACGUGCGCGCCAUCUCCGCCGCCUACAUCGAGAUACGCACGCCCAAGUUCACUAAAAAGGUGCAAGUAGACCCUUACCUGGAGGACUCGAUGUGUUCUGUGUGCAACUUGCAGCAGGGACCGUACUUUUGUCGUGAGCCCAUGUGCUUUGGGUACUUCUGCCGUUCGUGCUGGUCGUGGCAGCACAGCGCCGACAACCACAAGCCGCUCAUGCGCAGCUCCAAGAGCGGGCCGGCCGCCGCGCCUGCGCCCUCGCCCCCCGCCGACCGCGUCUCCACGCUCUGUCUCAACGGACUCUACGCCAAUAAUGAUGGUACCCCGUCUCCUGCGACGAGUGGCGCGAGUGGCGCGAGCGGUGCUAGUGGCGCGAGUGGCGCGAGUUGCUCCAGCUCGGCGGAGCAGGGUGGCUCGGAGGCGGGCUGGCCGCCGCGCUGAGUCGCCGGCGCAGCGGCGAUAUGUGUCGAGCCGCUAUUAAGUUGGGCGCUUCGCCACCACGAUAGCUUAGUUGUAAGGUUGAUUUUCUGACUGCACUGGAAUGCUACUCCCAAUGCUUCAAACAAAUAUUGACAAUCUAUAUCAAACUUAUAUUCCCUCUAUAAUAUAGAUAUCGAAAUUUUUAUAGUUAAUCGAUUUCAGUGCAGUCUUUUCAAUCGAUAAUCAUUUUAAUCGAUUUAAUUAUGACGCUUCUCAAUUUUUACUAGUUCUAAAGACGAAGGUGAAAAAUUGUACAAGUGUCUAUAAGAAAAAUUGAUCAGUUUUAAUUGUAGAAAUCGGUCUGGUUCGCUUUAAUUUAUCGAAAUUUUAACAUAAAAUUAUCUACAAUUUGCCAUAUCGAAGGCAAGCCUCGCAUAUGAAUUAGUGACUUGAUUAGGCUAAUUGUAUUAAUGGGACUGAAAUAUGGAAUACAGCUUCACAGGCCGCGCAAUAAGGCUCAAGUUCGAAGGACCACUUCGCUAAUUAGAUUUAAUUCCAUAUUAGAACAUUGUAACUCUAGCCAAAUUUAAAUUAUAUUGUUAGUGAUUUUUUAAAUAUUUUAAAAUACGCCUCUAGGCUGUCCACUGAAGAUUUUAAUAACAUUUUAAGCUUUUAAAAUGUAAUCGUGAUUUUAUAGAAUUUUAGUAAGCAAUGGAAAAUGAAUUGUUGAUUUUAACUGAUCGCUUGUUACUUGAUUUUAAACUAAAUAUACUAAUGUUAUU
Molecule: messenger RNA, 2387 nt
Organism: Manduca sexta (tobacco hornworm)
Lineage: Eukaryota; Metazoa; Arthropoda; Insecta; Lepidoptera; Sphingidae
Gene: orb
Product: cytoplasmic polyadenylation element-binding protein 1
Exons: 13
Coding region: 82-1626 (514 amino acids)
Biological process (GO): negative regulation of cytoplasmic translation
Cellular component (GO): neuron projection; synapse; cytoplasm
Molecular function (GO): ribosome binding; mRNA regulatory element binding translation repressor activity; translation factor activity, RNA binding
Source: RefSeq, a predicted model, not a curated record